UAAGAUAAACAUUUUCUUAAAGCAAUUUAAGAAAAUUUGGUUUAUUUAUUACAGAGCUGUUUUUACAGUGUAUUCUUCUGAUUGGCCUCUCUCUCUUUUUCUCUCUCUCUUCAUUUUCUCUCCGUCCACCUUUAAAGACACAUUUCUUUUGUGUCUCUCGUCUAUCCUCGUCCUCUGGUCUGGUGUCUUCAGAACCAUGGACAGCUCCGUGAACAAACUGGACGCUGCAGCUUUUUUACUCAUUUGGCAACAUUUCGAUGCAGACGAUCGCGGCUUCAUCGAGGACAAACACUUGGACGCCUUCUUUCGCAGUGCGUUGGAAAAAACUGGGACGAAGAGAGACGAGAUCAGCGAGGACAAAAUCAGACGCCUGAGAGCAAAGAUCGCGCCGAGUUACGACUGCACGGCUGACGGACGUCUGCAGAUACACAAGCUCUCCGCCAUGAUGCUGCCAGAGGAGGAGAACUUCCUGCUGCUUUUCCACAGAGAAACGCCGCUGGACAACAGCGUGGAGUUCAUGAGGAUCUGGAGAAACUACGACACAGACAGCAGCGGCUUCAUCUCAGCCACGGAACUCAAGAGCUUCCUUCAUGAUCUGUUCCUGCAGCACAGGAAGUCCAUCACUACUGAGAAGCUGGAGGACUACACGGACACCUUGAUGAAGAUGUUUGAUAAGAACAUGGACGGCAGACUGGACCUGAACGACCUGGCCAGAAUUCUGUCCCUGAAAGAAAACUUCUUACUGAAGUUUAAAAUGGACGCUUCCAGUCAGGAGGACAGGAGGCGGGACUUUGAGAAGAUAUUUGCUCACUACGAUGUUAGUCAGACAGGAGCGUUGGAGGGCCCUGAGGUCGAUGGAUUUGUCAAAGACAUGAUGGAGCUGGUGAAGCCUAGCAUCAGUGGAACAGACCUGGACAAGUUCAGAAAAGCCCUGUUGGGCCACUGUGACAUCAACGGGGACGGAAAGAUCCAGAAGAAUGAGCUGGCGCUCUGUCUGGGCCUUAAACUCAGUUAACCUUCCAUGACUCCUCCUCCUCUUCCUCCUUCUCGCUGAUCCUUCUGCUUAUUAAAUCUUUCUUUACCUUUAAAGUCCAACACUUGUCUCUGAAACACAGUGAUUUGUUUUAUUGGUGCAUUUCAAUUGUGAUUUCUCCGUUAGAAGUCGGAAGGCUCUGGUAAACUCACGUAAACACCUUAGUCUGACUAAUAUCGAGCUAUUCUUAGUCGGACUAACAUACCUGGAUAAUGUGAUUCAUAGUCUGAUUACUCCUUUAUGUAGACACUUACCUGUGCACACACCAAAAUGUCUCCCCUGAAGUAGAAGGAAUAAUGUCCUGUCCACUAGGGGGCGUUAUAAGGAUCAGAUAUAUUCAGUCGAUCUGUGUGGAUUGAAAGUGACGGUGAGUCCGGUUCAUCUUUGCCUGCCAACAUGGAGGUUCAUAGAAACCAUAGUCAUGUGACGUGUGGAGCUCGACACCCAUCACACCUUCAGUUAUUUUCUGUAUUCAAUAUUGAAUCUAAGGUGGAAAAAGUGUAUCACAUGCAAAUCUACAAAAACGUAACAUCUUACUGUGUCGUGUGAUGAGGGAUUUUCAUCUGUUUGCAUGAUGUUAUCGUGAAGUGAUUAAAAACUCAUGUAAUCCA
This is a messenger RNA of Solea solea (common sole), 1644 nucleotides long. Its product is annotated as secretagogin-like. Gene Ontology annotation, cellular component: nucleus; cytosol; terminal bouton. The transcript has 11 exons. Lineage: Eukaryota; Metazoa; Chordata; Actinopteri; Pleuronectiformes; Soleidae. The record is from RefSeq and is a predicted model, not a curated record. The coding region runs from base 197 to 1015 and encodes 272 amino acids. Gene Ontology annotation, biological process: regulation of presynaptic cytosolic calcium ion concentration; regulation of long-term synaptic potentiation. Gene Ontology annotation, molecular function: calcium ion binding.